Pieris rapae (cabbage white) is the source of this 2798-nucleotide messenger RNA. RefSeq names its product solute carrier family 22 member 1. Gene Ontology annotation, cellular component: membrane. The record is from RefSeq and is a predicted model, not a curated record. NCBI's taxonomy places the organism in Eukaryota, Metazoa, Arthropoda, Insecta, Lepidoptera, Pieridae. Gene Ontology annotation, biological process: transmembrane transport. The coding region runs from base 167 to 1651 and encodes 494 amino acids. Gene Ontology annotation, molecular function: transmembrane transporter activity. The transcript has 7 exons.
AUGCCAUUCAGUAUGUAUUUCACUUUCAAACCUUCACAACGUUCGUAAAAAUUUAAUAACAUUGCAACAAUAUUUUGAAUUGAAUUUCGUGUUGUGGAAACAAUUAUGGUACUUGUGAGGCAGAAAUCAACGUGAAAACGUAAUUUAACCAUUAAAAGUUUUUACUAUGAGUGUAUCAGUGAGUGAGAAACCAGUGGAGCUUGACACUGUAUUGGAGAAGUUCAGCAUCUACCAACGAUAUCAUCUAGAGAAGAUCGCACUUAUUUUUAUAGCACUUUUGACCAAUUCGAUUUAUUGUAAUCAAUUUAUUUUUGUCACGGAAGCAGUAUCAUACAGAUGUGCAGACUCGCAGAAUUUCAGCGAAACGCCGGAGAUGUGUGGCAAGAAUGUGUCACAAAGUUGCAGCCACUGGGUUUAUCAGGACCCUGACAGUUUUGUGGCUCAAUUUGACCUCGCCUGUGAGAAUUGGAAACGAACUAUGGUGGGGACAGCACAUAACGUAGGUUAUAUGAUUGGUCUACUCAUCGUUGGACCUCUUUCUGAUAAGUUCGGUCGAAAAAAUAUUUCAAUAUUGACGGGAGUAUUAGGUGGAGUAUUCGGCGUAUUGAGGAGUUUCUCUAAAUGGUACUGGUUCUUCAUUGCAAUGGAGUUUAUGGAAGCUCUCAUAGGGGAUAUCUGCUCGCCCAUGUUCGUAUUAACGCUAGAAAUCGUCCCUUCUAACAAGCGUCUAGUCUUCAACAUGCUGGCCAGUUAUGGUUAUACAGUCGGCGGCGUGCUCCUUGCGGUCUUUGCCUGGCUCAUUCAAGAUUGGCGUUGGCUCCUACGGGCCCUUUACACGCCUGCUCUUCUGUUCAUUCUCUACAUCUUCUUCCUCGACGAGAGUCCUAGAUGGCAUCUAUCAAAAGGACGAAAGGAAGAAGCAAUUGCAAUUGUAGAAAAAAUCGCAGCAAAAAACAAAAUAAAACUUGACCAAAACAUGCUUGACAAUUUAAGCUAUGAGAAAGAAGAAAGUACUAGUUUGAAAAAGAUUUUAGUGAGCACAUUAAAAUCCAGGAAAUUGAGAACAAGAUUCUUUGUAUGCGUUAUUUGGUGGAUGACAUCUACCUUCGUGAACUACGGAAUGGUUUUGAACUCUGUAUCGUUACAGGGAAAUAAGUAUGUGAACUUUGGUCUGACACAAUUGGUUGACGUUCCGGGCUUGUUGAUCGUUACAAACAUUUUGCUGCGAUUUAAACGAAAGAAGCCGUUGAUAAUUUGCUUUACUCUUGGAGCUAUUAUGUGUCUGGCCCAGCCUUUUGUACCGCAAGAUAUACCGUGGCUGUCCAUAACGUUCUACAUGAUUGGCAAACUGAUGUCAUCCUUCUACUUUGCCAUAACAUAUUUGUAUACUUCGGAACUAUUUCCUACAUACACUAGAAACUCCAUGCAUGCUCUGUGCUCAUCUCUAGGAAGAGUUGGAUCUAUACUAGCGCAACAGACUCCAUUGUUGCUGGUCUACUGGAGUGGUCUGCCAGCAUUCGUAUUUGGGUCAGCCGCUCUUUUUGCUGCAUUUGUAACACUUUUGGUCCCUGAUAUAUCAGAUGACUCCCUUCCCGAUAAUGUUAAGGAAGCAGAAGCAAUAGGCAUGAAAGACAAGGCUGUGAGGGCAUGACCUUCAUGACGAUGUUUCGGGAAAAUAAGUAUUAGAGACAUUGAAAUCUUAAUAUAUUUAAUUUAAAUUGUAGUACUAUUUUAAAUACGUGUAUAGUUUCGAUUACCCUUUCAAUUAAUAGCACUAGACAGUUUCUUUUGUGAACUAGCGAGCUUUGGAAUCUGCUUCCAUUGAAUUACGAAAUCCAAGUAUUUAUUUAUUUAUUCACACUUCGUUGCAAAGAAACACAAAUAACACAAUACAUAAAAAAUAGAAGGGAUGCAACGGGUGGCCUUAUCGCUAACAAGCGAUCUUUUCCAGGCAACCCUAGUAAGAAAAGAUAAAAUAAAUACAAAUGAGAUCUAGAGAAAAACAAAAAAAAACAUAGAAUAUUAAUAACUAACUAAAAACUAAAAAGCUAAUCUUAAAGAUUCAUGGAUAGCUAAUAGCGAUAUAAUACAAAAGAAGAGGAGAUGCAAGAAUUAUACAGGUCACGAUUGAUCUGCUAAUCAAUAUCCUCAUGAUAAGGUUUUUAAAAAAAGUAUUCCUCCAUCAUCGCUAGCAUAAAUCAUGAAAAUAGGUAGCUGCCAAAUAAUUAUCAAUCACCAAGCUUACCUACUUCUAGUUAAGUACUUCUACUGUCUUCAAUCGCCAUGCACCUCUGUAGCGGCACGAUUUUUGUGAUCAUCUUAAAUUUAUGCAGUGAUCAUAAAAUAUGUUUUAGUUAGUUCUAUUGUAAUGUACCUUGACUUUUUCUGUUUGUUAGAUAUUUAUUAUCGUGUACAAUGUUAGGUUGGUAAGUCUAAUGAUGUCAUCAAAGAAUAAAACCCAAAUUAUAUCCCUUUUAAGGCUGAUGUUACAGUCAUGGAGUUAUUUUGUAUUUAAGAGGCUUCGUUAUUUUAGUUGAGUAGUACGCUCGCAGACGCCCGAGUAAAUUUUUAACUGUGACUAUUAGUUCAAAUGAUACAAAAUGUUUGUAUUUUGUCUCUUAUUGGACAUUGGAAUGUAACAUAUUUAUUGUACUAUAAACGAAUUAAUUAAUUUAGAAAUUAAACGCUGUUCAAUUAUUAUAUAUUAAUUAAUGCAAUAGUGCACAUUGAUGAAUGAGCAAUAGUUUUAAUGGUUUUCAAAUGAAAUUAAUAAUAAAUAAAAAUAAUGUCUUGUCUUU